AUGACGGCACAGGUGGUGCUGUCUAUCUCCCUCAUUCUCAUACCACUUCUGAACGGAUUUCAAGAUACCUUCUUUUCAGCUUUCUUCAGUUAUUUGAGUAGUACGAAUGAGCAAAUCAUCAUUGGAAGACUUGAUGAAGACAUAAUUCUCCCUUGCUCAUUUAAGAGUGGAUCCGAAAUCAUAAUUCACUGGCAGACUCAAAGUACCAUCAAUGUUCACAGUUACUACAGAGGCAGUGACCAUUUGGAAAGGCAAGAUCCCAGAUAUACAAACAGGACAUCCCUCUUCCAAAGUGAGAUUCACAAUGGGAAUGCUUCUCUGUCUCUCAGAAGAUUAAGCCUUGUGGAUGAAGGAAUUUAUAUCUGCUAUGUAGGAACUACAUUUGGAAAAAUCAUGAACAAUGUGGUGUUAAAGGUGGGAGCUUUCCUCACACCUAUGAUGAAGUAUGAGAAGAGGAGCACAAACAGUUUCUUAAUAUGCAGCAUACAUGUUUAUCCUCCUUCAAAUAUCACCUGGAAAAUGGACAAUACCACACCUGUCUCUGAAAGUAACAUGGAAGAAAUCAGGUCUUCGGGUCCUUCUUAUAUAAAAAGUACACUGGACAUUACAGGAUCAAAUUCAUCUUAUGAAUGUGCUAUUGAAAAUUCACUGCUGAAGCAAAACUGGAUGGGACGAUGGGCAAGGAAAGAAAGUAGCCACGUCUUUAUUGGUGAGAGCGCCAGCGAUGCUGACAAUGCAGAAGAAAAUUUGCCUCUUUCAGAAUAUUCAGCCAGUACAUGUAAUGAAGACAAGACUGUGACAACACAUGACAAGCAUCCUUAA
Propithecus coquereli (Coquerel's sifaka) is the source of this 822-nucleotide messenger RNA. It is a transcript of the gene HHLA2, whose product is annotated as HERV-H LTR-associating 2. The record is from RefSeq and is a predicted model, not a curated record. The transcript has 5 exons. Gene Ontology annotation, biological process: positive regulation of T cell proliferation; cell surface receptor signaling pathway; negative regulation of T cell proliferation. Bases 1 to 822 code for a protein of 273 amino acids. Lineage: Eukaryota; Metazoa; Chordata; Mammalia; Primates; Indriidae. Gene Ontology annotation, cellular component: external side of plasma membrane.